AUGCCGAAUGGUUUGCUGAGACUGAAAGCAGUUGUUGGGAAGCCGAAUGAAACCAUUGGAGUGGAAAAUCUGCAAGGGUCAGGAAUGAUAGCUGGUGAAACAUCAGCAGCCUACGAUGAAGUGCCAACAUACUGUUUGGUAACUGGGCGUACCGUGGGCAUUGGAGCUUAUACUGCUCGUCUAGCCCACCGCAUAGUGCAAACACGUUCAUCUCAUCUCAUUCUCACUGGUGCGCCUGCUCUGAAUACCUUGUUAGGGAAAGAGGUUUACACAUCCAAUAAUCAGUUGGGAGGCAUACAGAUUAUGUUCAAGAACGGAGUGACUCACGCUGUUGUGAAUGACGAUUUCGAAGGAAUUUGCAAAAUAUUGCAAUGGAUGAGCUAUCUUCCCGACAAAGUGAGAAGUGUAGAGCUCACUCUGCUCAAAAAUAGCUCACUCUUGGCUUGUUUUGUUCAGAUUCCAUCGUUUCCGUUUCGCCGUUAUAUUGGAUUUGACGCGUCUCCCCGUCUCGUGCAGUUUGCAAUUGAACCAAACAAGCCAUAUGACAUUCGCCUGCUCAUUGAUAGCCGAGAUUCAGAACAAAUCCGUGGAAUUUGUGAUGCAAAUUCUUUUGACGAAAUCAUGAAUGAAUGGGCGAAAACUAUUAUCGCCGGUCGUGCUCGAAUUUGUGGUAUCUCUGUUGGGGUCGUUUCCUCUGAACUGCGAAAUGUGGUAUCCGUUAACCCGGCCGAUCCCGCCUCACCCAACAGUCAGUCCAUUGAAGUACAUCAAGCUGGCCAAGUGUGGUAUCCGGACUCAGCAUUCAAAACUGCGGAAGUAAUUGGUGAUUUCGAUCGUGAGGGCCUUCCACUUCUGUUCAUUGCGUCUCUACGAGGCUUUUCCGGUGGACAGCGAGAUAUGUUCGAAAUGGUGCUCAAAUUCGGAGCUCAUAUAGUGGAUGCACUUCGACAGUAUCGAAGGCCUGUGAUUAUCUACAUACCUUGCCAAGGAGAGCUUCGAGGAGGUGCAUGGGUUGUUCUCGACAGCAAAAUAAACCCAGGAUUUAUCAGUAUGGUCGCGGAUAAGGAAUCACGAGGAGGGAAAAUUGUUUUCACGUUUCUUGAGAUGGCAACGAAUAACUACUGGCACUUCCACCAGUGUGAUCGCUAG
This is a messenger RNA of Cooperia oncophora, 1149 nucleotides long. The record is from the annotation of a GenBank genome assembly. NCBI's taxonomy places the organism in Eukaryota, Metazoa, Nematoda, Chromadorea, Rhabditida, Trichostrongylidae.